Limulus polyphemus (Atlantic horseshoe crab) is the source of this 1071-nucleotide messenger RNA. RefSeq lists its product as uncharacterized. The record is from RefSeq and is a predicted model, not a curated record. The annotation marks the transcript as partial. The transcript has a single exon. NCBI's taxonomy places the organism in Eukaryota, Metazoa, Arthropoda, Merostomata, Xiphosura, Limulidae.
GGCACUUUUAUCAGGAAUCCAAAUGUUCACAAGUUUGUGUUUUAUUACCUACUGAUAUCUUUGAACUUCCCGAAUCGUAGCACUUAUUCCCGUAUCGGUAUCUUCAAAAGUACGUUAAUUCUCGCAUUGGUUUCAGUUAUGAAAUCACAGGAGCAGCGUCAACGUCGUGGUCUGCCUUCCAUCUUGAAUACUUUCUGUAAGUUACAACUCCAGGCAUAACCAGUAAGUGUUUUGGUUUGCGAAUUUUCUGAAGUGUUAAUUAUGGGCACAGUACUCAGUAUUUCGCACAGAAAGCGAAAACCCUUCAGCAGAGAUUACAGAAUAAAUCAGUUCGACCAACAACAAUUGAAUAAUGUCGGAUACGAAACAAAUGCUUUGGAACAAACCGUAAACAGCAACAUAAAUAACAACAAAACCAACGUAAAUUACCUGGUUAUUAAUGCUCUGCAUUGGAAAUACUUCAAUUCAUCUGGAAAGGAAAGUUCAGAUAAAAACAAAAACUUCACUUUUCGUCAUAAUCCGAACAAAAUGGAGUCUUUAGAGAGCAACAGAAAGAACAUCCAGAAAUCUCUAUCAUGUUACAAUAUUAAAACCACUCCUGUCAGCCCCGUCAACUUUUUUGUAAGAAAUAAUACACAACAGGAUAAGAAACUUUCUCAGAAAAACAGUACCCCUCCUUUUCCAUCCAAACUUACAAACGUUUUGACCACUUAUAACUCAAUUCGUCCCACAUAUCACAACGUGGUGUCAUCAACAAGACCAGCAUCAGUACAAUGGGUACAAAGAAGAACUGUUGUCCAAACAUCCACCUCAGAACAGCAUGGACACAACAUGGUGUCAUCAACAAGACCGGCAUCAGUACCUUGGGUACAAAGAAGAACUGUUGUCCAAACAUCCACCUCAGAACAGCAUGGACACAACAUGGUGUCAUCAACAAGACCAGCAUCAGUACCUUGGGUACAAAGAAGAACUGUUGUCCAAACAUCCACCUCAGAACAGCAUGGACACAACAUGGUGUCAUCAACAAGACCAGCAUCAGUACCUUGGGUACAAAGAAGAGCUAUUGUCCAA